Molecule: messenger RNA, 3018 nt
Organism: Echinococcus granulosus
Lineage: Eukaryota; Metazoa; Platyhelminthes; Cestoda; Cyclophyllidea; Taeniidae
Product: Rho guanine nucleotide exchange factor
Exons: 16
Coding region: 1-3018 (1005 amino acids)
Biological process (GO): activation of GTPase activity
Molecular function (GO): guanyl-nucleotide exchange factor activity
Source: RefSeq, a predicted model, not a curated record
AUGACUUCACCAGUAGAAAGUGCGGAAACUUCAUCACAACCCGAAGAAUGCAAGAUCCUUCAGCUUUACGAUCCGCCGACAGACACUCCUGGGACGGAAGGCGUUCUCUCCUCCUGCAUAAUCUCGCAGUCGCCACCAACAGAGAUUGUGAACACCACUACCACCACCUCCACAAUCACGGAUUCCAACGGUCGAGUGAAGAAGCUCAAAACUACGACCACCACGACCCUACGAACCACUACCACUGUUCGAAGGGUCUGUGUAGUCGCUCCAGGCAACAUCACCACGACUACAGGCGUCCCUGAAGGGAGUAUUGUACUUCCUGAAGGCGCAACGGUGCUUGCUGAAACUCCAGCCCUUCCAAUAGUGGCGGGAGAGGGCGUUCAGCAACCCACCGCAGGCUCAGGGAUCGUUCGCUUGACUCAUGUCUCCGGGAAUGAGGGAAAUCCCACCCAACCGCGAAAUAUAACCCAAGUCACCUUUAUGAAACCUCAAACGCAGACAUCAGAAGUUGUUGAGGUUCAUACCGGCGGCAAAUCAGGUGAUGAGGAAUUAGCGGAAGGGGCUUCUCAAGCGAAAACCACCACCAAAACAGUUCGAAAGCGUGUUACAACCUCAGUCUCUGCAGUAUUCGCCUCUCGACACACGAAGGUCGACAGUAAGAGCCUAUCUAACGACGACUCCGCCGCGAUGACCGCCCUGCGAGAGUGUGAACGUCAAUUUGCGACUCGACUUAAUAUCACCAAAACCCCUCCCUCCGACGGCUCCACAACAGUCGUCGACCAUUACACCUCGGAGAAUGGUCAGACCACAAAAACGACAACUACAACGUUGAGAGGCACCGGAUUUCCCUCCCUAUUUGACGGAUUGCCUCUUUACCAGGGCUACGGCAUGAUCGGUCAGCACGCUAAGGCCAAUGACCCCUCGGAAUCACCAGUCUCUAUCUUUUUCAAUGGAUCUCUUGAUAAGAUUGAUGUGGCCUCCCUUACAAAGAUGUUUGAAGAGGCAACAAAAACCACCCUCCUUUCAAAUGACCUCAACAAUUUUUUUGGUGAUCUCACAAUGUCCCAGAGACCUGCGAUUGAGAUCCCCGGUGUGGUAAUUGAGGAGGCCUCCGAGAAGGAUCAGAAGGAAUCCAAAGUCUUGGAAGGCGGAACAAGUGGGGAAACCAGUCGCAAGGCCUCAGUUCCAUCAAUCAGCGAGGGCGCUGGCGCGUUGGACGCCGCCGCGGCAGCAGUGGGAGAGACCGAGACGGAGACAGUUGGCUACAAACACCAAAUUCUCAACCAACUAGCCACGAAAACAGGACCCUGUCGGAUUGCCUGGUCCGAGAUGCCCGAGGUACUGUCUGGAAAUCUCGUCGCGUCGCUAACACGGCAUGAAAUCCAACUUCAGGAGGCCAUGUUUGAAGUGAUAACAUCGGAGGCCUCCUACUACCGAAGCCUUCAAGUCCUGAUAGAACACUUCUAUAGUGCACCCGAAUUCGACUGUUCUCGAUCAGCGCCGACCAGUAUGGAGGUUCCUAGCAGUGGUGCAGAAAACGAUAAUGAUAAUACUCCCGCUCAGGGUAAUGAGGGAAGAACAUCUUGUCCAUCCUCCGGCUUGGGUGGAUACAGCAGAGCAGGGUCGGUUUCGACGUCCAUGGAGGCUACAGCCGUUCCCGUCAUGAAGUCGGUUCUCAGUCCGACGGAGAAACAUCACCUUUUCUCAAAUGUUCUGCUCAUUUGUAUGGCUAGCGAGAGUCGUCGUGAAGACUUUCAGAAGGCCAUUGCCAGAAUGCACGCUCAUCCAGAGGUUGGAAAGAAUCGACUGGACUCCUUCUUAGCUCUCCCGAUGCAAAGGUUAACGCGGCUAAAGUUGCUCGUGGAGGUGAUUCAAAAACUGCAAAUGGCAGUGAUCAGUGACUCCGAGGAGGACGUAGUGACUGGUUCAACGGAGACAAUGACGCCAGGCGAAUGUGAGGGCUCUCGCAGAAUGAAAAUUACGCCACAGCAGUUGGAGAAUUCUAGUAUUGCUUUGAGAGAACUCAAACGGCUUCUGUCGGAAAGCGAGUCGGAAAAGCAACUCAUGGACGAAAAGGCACGACUGCUGGCGCUCUCCUCGGCCCUGGAGUUUCCGGAAAAUGUCAAGAGAAUCGCUAUCAGUGACAAGCGUCUAGUAAAAGAGGGCGAGCUGAAAUCGGCCAGUUCGGACGGGAAAGCAGCAGUUUUGCUCAAGAAGUUGGGACGAAAGAAACCCGAGACAUUUUAUCUCAUUCUCUUUCACGAUCUCCUCAUGUCGGUGCCGCCAUCGAAUCUGCGUGCAGCUGAGAAGACACUGAGCCCUGGUGGGAAUUCAACUGGGUGUAGCGUUUCGUCCUCCAUGGGAACCGUGUUGGCCAUCACGAACGACCGCUACUUGGUACAAGACUAUUGUCCGCGUGACAAGGUGUACGUAACUAUAGGCAACCCCAGUGAAGCGACCCUAAAUCCCAUUAUGGGUUCAGUUCCUCGUUCCCAAGCGCUGACUAUCAACAAUUGUGGCGGUUUCAGUGGAAUUACGAAACGACAGAAACGACCCAGCGCAAAUAUCCUCGGUUUCAAGGGUGGUCCACGUCAUUACACCACAACACCGGAGGUGCCUGAAGCCCUCUUCAGUACCGGCACCGAGGUACCGGCACACCCUUCUCCUCCAGCAGGUUACUCCUUGAGUUCCGCCUCAUCAGAUUCGAGCAACAUAGAGGUUUGCGGUGCUGGGUCACCUGCAUCACCUCCUCUCUCCCCUUCCCGUCUCUCCUCGGUGCGUUUGAGACGCUCUGGAAGCAGCCUCAGCUCGAAAUCGGUCCCAACUAGAGCCUCCUAUACACCACCAUCAUCCACAAUUAACCGGGAUCUUCCACUUCUCCUCUACGUCUGCUUGACUGAGAGUCAAAGUGGAUGCUGCACGGAGUUCUGUUUCACUACUAAUAACAGCUUGGGUUUGAACACACUGAUGUAUGCAAACAGCACACUCUUCAACAGGGUCUCAAGGGAAAACUAA